Photinus pyralis (common eastern firefly) is the source of this 1596-nucleotide messenger RNA. Its product is annotated as facilitated trehalose transporter Tret1-like. Gene Ontology annotation, biological process: transmembrane transport. Gene Ontology annotation, molecular function: transmembrane transporter activity. Gene Ontology annotation, cellular component: membrane. The coding region runs from base 120 to 1520 and encodes 466 amino acids. The transcript has 7 exons. Lineage: Eukaryota; Metazoa; Arthropoda; Insecta; Coleoptera; Lampyridae. The record is from RefSeq and is a predicted model, not a curated record.
AGUGCUCAUUCAAAUUGUACUACAUUGAAACUCGUUACCCUUGAUAUAGAAUUGAAAACACCUAGGUACUUCGAAACUGAGAUACUUACGUAGUUAUUGCAGCACGCCAAUCUCCAAAAAUGAGAAGAUUGACAGAAUUAUUUGGGAAAUGUAGAUAUAUGCAAUAUCUAGCGGUUACGUCAGCCGCAAUGGCGGGCAUUUGUUCGUAUAUGAUAGGGUCCUGGGGUUCGCCGUCUAUUCCAAAAUUAACCUCGUCGGAUUCGCCGAUUGGUGUCACAUUAAGUAGUGAGGAAGUCUCUUGGGUAGCUUCGUCGCCUUUGCUUGGCUUCGCCCUAGGAGCACUAACUUCAUCGAUACCACUCAAAAUAAUCGGCCCCAAAUGGUCCCUUCUAAGCGCUUCACUGCCGAUAGCUGGAUGUUGGCUUGGAAUAGCGUUUUCGAAAUCGGCGGUGGUUUUAAUAGUGCUCCGUUUCCUGUCGGGAGUGUGCGAUGGUAUCAUUGUAACGGUGGGGCCACUUUACAUUGGAGAAGUCGCCGACAAAGAUAUUAGGGGGAAAUUAAUCACAUUUUUCCCCAUUUUUUCUGGGUUGGGAAAUUUGAUUGUGUUAGCAGUAGGUCCGUUUGUGGAGUAUAAAACUUUAAAUUUCAUUUGCGCGACUGUUCCAAUUUUAUUUGCCACCAUAUUUGUUUUUCUACCAGACUCUCCAUACUUUCUUCUAAGAUCUGGAAGAGGUGCAGAAAGCAAACGUUCCUUACGAAGACUAUUAAGCAACGAUGUGGACGAUACGACAAUCGAUGAACGAUUGAAAGAAAUUGAAGCAACGAUUCGGUCUGAAGGUACCCAUAAGUUCAAUGUUAUCCAUAUGUUUUCCAAGAAGCAUUUUCGGUUUGCCAUCUUUAUAUCGUUAAAUACAAGAUUAAUACUGGCCUUUGGGGGAAUGACAGUACUAAAAUCAUACCUGCAAACAAUAAUUGGAGGAACAGCAAGCAGUAUUUCUCCCGAAAUUUCGAGUUUAAUAUUUGCUAUUGCUCAGCAACCACCUGUUAUUUUAACAGCGUUCUUGGUUGAUAGGGUGGGUAGGAAGAUACUUUUGACAAUAUCAACCCUGGGAUGCGCUCUUAUGCUUGGACUAGAAGGAAUUUAUUUCUACUUGCAAAGGGUUGCGGAAAUAGACCUUAGCGCUGUGUCUUGGUUGCCGACUGCAUGCCUUGUAAUUUAUUCCUUCAUGCAGCCGAUAGGAAUUGGUGCGAUGCCGAGUAUUAUAGUAGGGGAAAUAUUUGCAGAUGAAAUUAAGAGUGCUGCUGCUGGCAUUCCGACCACAUUUAGUGGUAGCUGCCACUUUUUACUAGCAAUAUUUUUUUUGCCAAUAUCCGAGGCGUGGGGGAUGCAUGUUAUGUUUUGGGUAUUUAGUGUAUUUUGCUUUUACGGUGCCAUUUUUGCUAUGUUUGUGCUUCCUGAAACGAAAGGAAAGUCAUUUUUAGAAAUACAGGAAACGCUUUCCAAGAGCAGAUGUUGUUGAUUAACCGCAGCUUCUGAUCAGACAUUUAAAGAGUUUGUUUCGCAUGUAAUAAAGAACCAAUUACAAUUCUCAUGUA